Enhydra lutris kenyoni (northern sea otter) is the source of this 3740-nucleotide messenger RNA. RefSeq names its product glycosylphosphatidylinositol anchor attachment 1 (gene GPAA1). Gene Ontology annotation, biological process: attachment of GPI anchor to protein. Gene Ontology annotation, cellular component: membrane; GPI-anchor transamidase complex. The record is from RefSeq and is a predicted model, not a curated record. The transcript has 9 exons. NCBI's taxonomy places the organism in Eukaryota, Metazoa, Chordata, Mammalia, Carnivora, Mustelidae. Bases 69 to 1910 code for a protein of 613 amino acids.
CUAGGGCGACGAGGGAGGGCAGCCCUCCGGGGUAGGGUGGUGUUAAGUCUUCCCCAUACUGUGUGCAGAUGGUGUCUGGUACCAACGUGUAUGGCAUCCUGCGGGCCCCGCGCGCUGCCAGCACCGAGUCCCUGGUGCUCACCGUCCCCUGUGGCCCGGACUCUACCAACAGCCAGGCUGUGGGACUGUUGCUGGCCCUUGCUGCUCACUUUCGGGGGCAGAUUUACUGGGCCAAAGACAUCAUUUUCCUGGUGACAGAACAAGACCUUCUGGGCACGGAGGCUUGGCUGGAGGCCUACCAUGACGUCAACGUCACCGGCAUGCAGUCAUCCCCUCUGCAGGGCCGGGCAGGGGCCAUCCAGGCAGCCGUGGCUCUGGAGCUGAGCAGUGACGUGGUCACUAGCCUCGAUGUGGCUGUGGAGGGGCUCAACGGGCAGCUGCCCAACCUCGAUCUACUCAACCUCUUCCAGACUUUCUGUCAGAAAGGGGGGCUGCUGUGUACGCUGCAGGGCAAGCUGCAGCCCCAGGACUGGACAUCCGUCGACAGGCCGCUGCAGGGUCUGCAGACCUUGCUGCUCAUGGUUCUGCAGCAGGCCUCUGGCCGCCCCCAUGGCCCUCAUGGCCUCUUCCUGCGCUACCGUGUGGAGGCCCUGACCAUCCGUGGCAUUAACAGCUUCCGACAAUAUAAGUAUGACUUGGUGGCAGUGGGCAAGGCCCUGGAGGGCGUGUUCCGUAAGCUCAACCACCUCCUGGAGCGCCUGCACCAGUCCUUCUUCUUCUACCUGCUCCCGGCGCUGUCCCGCUUCGUGUCCAUCGGCCUCUACAUGCCCGCUGCCGGCUUUCUGCUCUUGGUCCUUGGUCUCAAAGCUCUGGAGCUGUGGAUGCAAUUGCAUGAGGCCGGAGUGGGCCCCGAGGAGCUUGGGGGGGCCUCUGGACCUAGCCCUCCCGUCCUGCCAGCACAGGUGAUGGUCCCCCAACUCUUGCUGUUGGGACGGGAUUCCAGGCGGUCGUCCCUGCGGCAGCUCAGUUUCGAUUGGUGGGGUGGUGGUGAGGAUCCUUGGGGCUCCCUUGGCCCCAGGACCCAUCUCCCAUUGUCUAUGUACCGUGCAGAGUAUCGGGCUGGCCUCGCUUGUGGCGCCCUUGCUGAUCUCACAGGUCAUGGGUCUGGCCCUCUACAUCUUGCCAGUGCUGGGCCAACACGUGGCUACCCAGCACUUCCCUGUAGCCGAGGCCGAGGCCGUGGUGCUGACCCUGCUGGCCAUCUACGCGGCAGGCCUAGCCCUUCCACACAGCACCCAGCGGGUGGUGAGCGCACGGGCCCCAGACAGAGGCUGGAUGGCACUGAAGCUGGUGGCCCUCAUCUACCUGGCACUCCAAUUGGCCUGCAUCACCCUCACCAACUUCUCGCUGGGCUUCCUGCUGGCGGCAACCAUGGCGCCUGCUGCCGCGCUCACCACGCCCUUCGGGCCCCGGCCCCUCUACGCUGCCCUGCUGGUGCUGACGAGCCCAGCAGCCACGCUCCUGGGCAGCUUGUUCCUGUGGCGGGAGCUGCAGGAGGCCCCGCUGUCCCUGGCCGAGGGCUGGCAGCUCUUCCUGGCGGCUCUGGCCCAGGGUGUGCUGGAGCACCACACCUACGGUGCCCUGCUCUUCCCGUUCUUGGCUCUGGGCCUCUACCCCUGCUGGCUGCUCUUCUGGAACUUGCUUUUCUGGAAGUGACGUGCGGCUCACAGCUCUGCAGCGUCAGGACUCGGGUGUUCCAACCAACACACAAGGGGCUGUCGCCGAACCCAGCUCACAAGAGGACGGGGACUCAGCCGCCAGCUGUCGCGCCCAGAGUCGGGCUUAAUCAUGCGCGCUCCUUCCUUGCUUGUUCCCACGACCCAGAACCGAAGCACCGUGGGGGGCGGUGAAGCUGUCCUACUCCCUGCCGCUUCUCCAGCUCAGAGCCAGACACCCGGGAGAAUACUCAUCUGCAUUUGUUGAAUGAGAGGGAAAAAAGAGGGAGAGCCUCUGGAGGUCCCAAGGAAGCUCCAGGGGGCAGACGUGACAGCUCCUGAAGGGGCCUGGAGGGUCACCUAUGGCUUAGGGUGUGGGGUGAGCACAGGAAGGUGAGGGUAGCGGCCCCCCCGCCAGCCAGGCCACCCUUCACCUACCUCCCAAUGCCCAGCAGCCUCCGCACGAGCAGGCCCACUGUGGACGCCCUACUUGGCCUUGGGGUGCUCCUAGCAACUCACCUGCCUGUCCCAGGUUUCCUGAGCUUUUGCGAAUCGUUUGCCUGGUCGCCCCUCCCCGCCUGAGGUUCCGGUGUGGGCAGCUCAGGGCACCGUUGUCCAAGAACGGGGCCUGCAGGCCCCAGCUGCCUUCACGCCCACACUCAGGCCCUGUCACCCGCCCAGGCCCCUCUUCUGAGGCCCCAGUGUGUCUCCUGUGCCUCCUGGAUGCUGUGAUGGUCGUCUCUAAGUCACAGUCUCCCAACCUGAGCACUUCCCACCCGACGGACCGUCUUCCCGAGCAAGUGCACGCAACCCUGGGCCACCGCGCAACUGCCUCUCCUCAGGGGGCCCAUCACUCUCGGGACAGAGCCCGAGUCCUCGCCGUGGUCGCCAGGGGCUGUGUUGUUCCAGAGCACGCUUUCUCAGCCCCGGGAGCAGCCUGUACCUGCGCCGCCUCCCCGUCCAGCCCCAGACACCGUCAACCUUCGUUCCAGCUCCAGACUCAGACCUGAAUAGGAGCGGGGUCGUGCGUCUGUGGUCUCUCGUCCGGCUCUUCACCCAGCGCUACGCCUUCAGGGUUCAUCCGUGUCGUGCUGUGUCACAACUUCCCUCAUGGCUGAGGAACAUGCCACGUUCUGUUCAUCUGCCCGACGGCUCAGGGACUGGACGUUUCGGUGGUUUGCUCUUUGAUGGUCAUUGUGGGAGAUGCACCAACCACGGCUCGGGGACAAGCGUCGGUGCGAGCGCGUUUGCUCUCCGGGCACAGCGAGAGGAGAGCGGGGCCCCACGGUCCCUGGUGGUGCUGCUGGGACGCAGCUUGCGUGUUUCCAUCUGCUUCGUCUUCCUUUUCAUUCACCUCAAGUCAUUUUCUAAUUUUCUUCUUUGACUAGUUGGUUAUUUAGGAAUAUGGUAUUUAAUUUUCACGUAUUUGUGAAUUUCCCAGAUUUCUUUCUGUUAUUUUUAAUUUAUAUUGUCAAAAAGCGUACUUCGUGUGGUAUUAGCAGCUUUAAAUGUGUGGAGACUUGUUUGAUCGAGUAACGUCACGGUCUGUCCUGAAGAAUGUUCCACGAGCACUUGAGAAGGGUGCGUGUCCCGCCGGCUGGCUGCUUCUAGCAUCGCGCGACUCCUCUCUGCUCAGCGUCUGUCUAGUUGUUCCGUCUGCUGCGGAACGUAUGGAAAGUCCGUUAUUGUUCAAUUAGGUCUGUUUGUUCCUUCCAUUCUGUCAACUUUUACUUCACGUAUUUUGGGGCAUUUGGGCAAAUGUAUCUUCAUGAUUGUUAUGUCUUCUUGAUGGAUUCUUCUUUUUUUUUUUCAUUAUAAAAUGUCCCCCUUUAACUCGUGUCAAUUUUUUAUUUUAAGGUCUAUGCUGUUUGGUAUUAGUACAGGCUCCCCGGCUCUCCUUUGAUUACUGUUGUAUAGAUGGUGUAUCUUUAUCCACAUUUUUACUUCCUAUUUGUGUCUUGGAAUCUAAAGUUUGUUUCUUAUAGAUACCCCAUAUAGGUGUAUUUUAAAAUCCAUUAUACCUUU